AUGUAUGGAACCAUUUACGUUUUACUCCAUCGCUCCACCUUCAUAACUGGCUUUACUUUGAAAGAUUUGAAUGUUAAGCUUCUAAGACGAAUUCAGCUAAGGACAAUUGGUGCAAUCAUCUCGUUGAGCGUAAACAAACGAGGAGUCGUCAUGGUCCGCUUUUUGGCGGCGUUUGGAGGGCUAUGCCUGAUGGCAUUGGUCCACUCAGCUGCAGUACCUACACAAGACACCAUGGUGGUUGCCAGGUCCGAUGACACGAUCGCUACGACACCGGCCUCGGUAGCGGAUAUCACAACCGAGGAGUCCAGUCCGCCGAUCAAAAUGACCGAAAUGGAAGUGACAUCGGAAGUAUCGCUACGAUAUGCGCACACGACAGUGGUCGCCCAAGUUCGUAAUCCAGCUAAACGCGCACAGGAGGCACACUUCAGAGUUCUUCUGCCUGAGACCGCCUUCAUUAGUGGAUUCGUUAUGACACUUGAUGGAAAAUCUUACAAGGCAUACGUAAAAGAAAAAGAAGAAGCUAAGAAAAUCUAUACAGAUGCGGUGUCUCAUGGUAUCGCUGCAGCUCAUGUUUCUGCAAAGGCGCGUGAUUCAAACCAUUUCACUGUAUCAGUGAAUGUGGAACCUUCUUCAAACGCAGUCUUCAACCUGACGUAUGAGGAAUUAUUGGUCCGCCGCAAUGGAGUGUAUAACCACGCUAUCAAUCUGCAUCCUGGAGCGUUAGUACCCAAGCUCACUGUCACCGUGCACAUCAAGGAGGCUGAGAAGAUUGUGGAGCUCAGGGUACCAGAGAUCAGAACUGGAAAUGAAAUUGACGCUACGAAAGAUGACGCACAGAACGCAAGAGCAACUAUCGUCAAAGGCCACGACGAUCGGGAAGCUACAAUUACAUUUACACCAGAUUUACAAGAACAGGAGAGAUUAAUUCAGAUAUACACACAAAAAUCGAAAGACUCAGCAGCCGCUUCUCAUUCGUACUCAUCUUUCUCCUACGAUGAUACAAAUUCUAAAGACAACUCUCCUGAGGGUAUACUUGGACAAUUUGUGGUCCAAUACGACGUGGCCAGACCUAAGGAUGGUGAAGUACUGGUUAACGAUGGCUACUUCGUGCAUUUCUUCGCACCCACACAAUCAGACCUCCAGCCUCUGAACAAGCAUGUUGUAUUCGUGCUGGAUACUUCAGGUUCUAUGAUGGACCGUAAGAUUGUACAACUUCGUGAAGCCAUGCAAACUAUCCUCAGCGAGCUCAACGUUGGAGACUACUUCAGUAUUGUAGAAUUUUCGUCAUCUGUUUCCGUACAUGAUCUAAAAGAAGCAGAUGGGGAGCCACCAAAGCGCAUCUACUCUUUCUAUGAUUACUCCGAUCAGACCACGCUAGUGCCUCCAUCACAAGCCACUCCUGAAAACAUCGCCAAGGCUAAACUCAUAGUUAGCUGGCUGCAGGCCUCUGGAGGUACGAAUAUUGGGCGAGCGUUAGACGUCGCCGUAGAGCUUAUCAACAAGGGUGUGGACUGGACUCCAACCACUAUCUCGAAGCCCAACGCUCUUGAAGGAAGCUCUACCAGUUCCGCUGAUAGUGCUAGCAGUACUGCCCCCAGUACUGCUGCUACUGAAGUCAGUAGUGAAAAAGCUGUAGGAGAAAAAAAGUCCUCCAAAAACCUGGAGCCAAUCAUCAUUUUCCUAACCGAUGGCGAUCCAACUGUUGGUCAAACAGACCCUAAGCGUAUCAUCACACAAGUGCAAGAGAAAAAUUCCGGAGAAAACAAGGCUACGAUCUUCUCUCUCGCUUUCGGUGAGGACGCUGACCGCAAGUUCCUUCGCAAGGUCUCGCUCCGUAACGGCGGGUUCAUGAGACAUAUUUAUGAAGCGGCCGACGCUGCUUUGCAGUUGAGGGACUUCUACCGUCAGAUAUCCUCACCACUGCUUGCACAUCUCAAGUUCACAUAUCCAGCUGGACAGGUCAAAUCUGAUUCGUUGACGAAACACGACUUCCGCUCAUUCUACGGUGGUUCAGAGGUGGUAGUGGCAGGGCGCAUUGAUGACUCUGCCGUAGAGAUCACGCCGCAAGUCGUGGCCUUCUGUGGUGUCGACGACGGUUAUGGCAGGAAACGGUACGAGUUACUGCCUAAAGUUCCCGUGGAGAAAAAGAGAACCGAAUAUCUGCCCCUUGAGCGUCUAUGGUCGUAUCUCACGAUCAAACAACUGCUAGACAAAAAAGACGCGGAAGAAGACUCCCCUGCUUCUGAUGAUAAAAACACUCCUGAAAAGAAAGCGCUCGAACUUGCAUUGAAGUAUUCCUUCGUAACCCCGCUCACUUCACUGGUGGUAGUAAAGCCCAACGCUACGAAUGCAGUAGACGCAGAGUCUGUUGACAAAGCAGUUUCCUCCGGUUAUGGCGGUGGACCUCUGUCGACAUCAAAUUUGUUCGCACAAUCAUUGGCAAGCCAUCGCCCUUCCUUUGCAGCAUAUGGUCUAUCAGGUCCCGGUGGUGGUUACGCAGUACCAGCAGCAGCAAUGCCGGGGUCAGCCUCUUUUGCUUCGUACCCUACACUGGGUUCACAACUGGAUUCAUUCCUGGAAAUGGAAGAGGAUAUAGCUGACUAUGGAUCUGCAGGUUUCAGCGGAUUACGACAUUCAAUACCAAGACCUAACGGUGGACAACUGUUUGCAAAAAGACCGAUCAAGAAAGAUUUUAACCGUCCCGAUAGCCUGAGCAUUACGACACCUCACACACUGUUAUUUACGAGCUCUACUCCAGUGUUGGAAAAGUUUCACCUACAAGACUUCCCUUGGUUAGAGUCAUUGAUUGACACGGAUAACAGCACGCUUUUGCUGCCAACCAAUGACACCACUGUUAGCUUGAAGCUUACCAAGGACUCUUCUGCUCCAAAGGAGUCUACCGGUGAUGCGGCGUGUCCGAGCGCCGUAGACGGAGGCGCUGGUGUUUGCGUAUAUCUGACGCGAUGUGAUUCAGCACGACACAUCACUACCGACGUUUAUAGCACUACCUAUUGUACUGUCGACCAAGGAUAUGCCGGCGUAUGCUGUCAGCAAGCGAAGGUUGACUUAGUACACUAA
Molecule: messenger RNA, 3078 nt
Organism: Arctia plantaginis
Lineage: Eukaryota; Metazoa; Arthropoda; Insecta; Lepidoptera; Erebidae
Source: the annotation of a GenBank genome assembly